Messenger RNA from Labrus mixtus (cuckoo wrasse), 7437 nucleotides. It is a transcript of the gene dtx1, whose product is annotated as deltex 1, E3 ubiquitin ligase. The record is from RefSeq and is a predicted model, not a curated record. Gene Ontology annotation, cellular component: nucleoplasm. NCBI's taxonomy places the organism in Eukaryota, Metazoa, Chordata, Actinopteri, Labriformes, Labridae. Gene Ontology annotation, biological process: protein ubiquitination; Notch signaling pathway. Bases 953 to 2881 code for a protein of 642 amino acids. Gene Ontology annotation, molecular function: zinc ion binding; ubiquitin protein ligase activity. The transcript has 10 exons.
CGAAGAAGCGAUGCAUUGCUACUGAAUCCAGUUUUUAAUCUGCCCAAACUCAGCCCAAUCUUGUAUUAAUAUGGAUUUUAUUAUGAAAUCAGAUGUGCUACCGGAAGUUGUGCAUUGUUUAUUUUGUGACACUUGAAUAUUUUGGGUGAUUUUCAUCGGUUAACUGUACAGGUGCGCCUGGACAAUUGUGCGUAAUUUUCUAUGGGCAACAAUAGCGUGUUUACUGUGUGAAUGCAUGCUGUUUGGCGUUUUAGGAAGACAUUUGCGUCUGAAAACGUGCAACUGGGGCAUGCAUUCACUUUAACACAGCGGACCAACAAGCUGCUGUAGUCAGUGGCAGAUUCUCGGGAAUAAAACGACGUACUGUUUUUUUCUUCCUGCAAUAACACUGGAUUACUGGAGCUGCAAGAGGAGGCUCUGAAGACAGAUUUGGGCUUUACGGAUGAAGGGAAACAUAUGAUCACAGACGUGAAACGACAGGUUUGUUUUCAGAUUUGCAACUCGUUUUUUUUCUUCAGAUUUUCUGUCGGCGCUUGUGAGAUGCAGCCUCUACCUGACAGAUGUGUGGCACCACAACUGCAACCUACAGAGAUCCUGUCUACCUGCUGCUGAUCCGCUGUGGUCGGCUGUGGAGGACUGAGACUGCUACAGCUGCACAUUUUAUCAUCACUUUUAUGAUCAGCGUCUGCCACUUCAAACAGGACCAGACUAAAGAGCGACAGUGGCUGCUUUUGGCUGAUCAUAGUGCCAGCAGUCACGGAGUACCUGUAGACCAUGGCUCUGGCUGAGCUGCUCACUUGAAAGCAGCAUGAGAUAACUGAAGACUAACUUGCUAAUUGCUGAUUCAAGCUUUUCUCAGUUUGAAGCUAAUGAACAUGUUCCAGUGUGUCAGCUGACUGACAGGGCUGCAGUGCUGUUCGAGCCAGAGACAAGUACAGUCACCACACAGGAGAUGGCUCGACCAGGAUCAGGGCUGCUGGCGCCCGUCAAUGGGCUGGGGUACCCGCCUCAGAACCUGGCCAGGGUGGUGGUCUGGGAGUGGCUGAACGAACACGGGCGAUGGAGGCCCUACAGUGCAGCGGUUUGCCACCAUAUUGAGAACGUAUUGAAAGGGGAUGCCCGGGGGAGUGUUGUUCUGGGGCAGGUGGAUGGACAGCUCUCCCCCUACGUCAUCGACCUGCAGUCCAUGCACCAGUUUCGACAGGACACAGGAACCAUGAGACCCGUGCAGAGGAACUUCUACGAGCCGUCGUCAGCCCCGGGGAAAGGCGUGGUCUGGGAGUGGGAGAAUGACAACGGCUCGUGGACGCCGUACGACAUGGAGAUCUGCGUGACCAUCCAGAAUGCCUAUGAGAAGCAGCACCCCUGGCUGGACCUGACCUCUCUGGGCUUCUGCUACCUCAUCGACUUCAACAGCAUGUGUCAGACCAACCGGCAGAGCCAGCGCAAGAGACGCCUGCGGAGACGGAUGGACCUGGCCUACCCACUCAUCAUGGGCUCCAUCCCCAAGUCACAAUCCUGGCCUGUGGGCGCCAGCUCGGGACAGCCGUGCUCCUGUCAGCAAUGCAUCCUGGUCAACAGUACAAGAGCGGCCUCUAAUGCUAUCCUGGCGUCUCAGCGGAGAAAAGUCUACGGAGGGACAGGGGGAAACUCUGGCGCGUCAGUAACCCUCACUGGGGUGCGGCAGAGCAACACCUUCGCUGGAACCUCCCUCUGGUCGCCAACAUCCGCCUCCUCCGGAACAAACAACAAUAACAUAAGUGUGGGAGGCGGGCACGCCAAAGCUGAACAGGUGCAGUCACCUCUCUCCUCUGCCAACUUCCCCUGCUCCCCCGUGAUGCCGUCUCUCUCAUCCGCCCAUGGCCACCACGCUCUCACCGUCAACGGACAGAACAACCUGAACCGGCCGGGCACACAGCGCAUUUCCAUGGGGACAGCCAGAGGAGCCAUCCCGCCAGGGGUUCCUGCACUCCCAGUAAAGAACCUGACAGGAUCUGGACCAGUGCACCCAGCAUUAGCAGGUAUGACAGGUAUCCUGAUGUGCGCUGCAGGUCUGCCGGUAUGCCUGACCAGGGCGCCCAAACCCAUACUGCACCCGCCGCCCAUCAACAAAAGUGACAUGAAGCCUGUGCCAGGGAUCAACGGCAUGCGCCGCAAAACCAAGAAAAAGCACCUGAGGAGAGGGAAAAAUCCAGAGGAUGUAGUGCGGAGAUACACAGAUAAGAUUAAAGUGGCUCCAGAUGAGGACUGUACCAUCUGCAUGGAGAGGCUUGUCAUGUCAUCCGGCUACGAAGGCAUCCUGCAGCACAAAGGCAUCAAGCCAGAGCUGGUCGGCAAACUUGGCAAGUGUGGGCACAUGUACCAUCUGCUGUGCCUGGUGGCCAUGUACAACAAUGGCAAUAAGGAUGGCAGUCUUCAGUGUCCAACAUGUAAAACCAUCUACGGGGAGAAAACAGGCACACAGCCUCCUGGGAAGAUGGAGUACCACGUCAUCCCCCACUGCCUGCCCGGCUACCCUGACUCCAAAACCAUCCGCAUCGUCUACGACAUUCCUGCUGGGAUCCAGACCAACGAACACCCCAACCCGGGAAAGAAGUUUAGUGCCAGAGGGUUUCCUCGACACUGCUACCUGCCUGACAACGACAGAGGAAGGAAGGUCUUGAAGCUGCUGAUAAUGGCCUGGGACCGACGCCUCAUCUUCACCAUCGGCACGUCCAGCACCACGGGGGAGUCGGACACAGUGGUGUGGAACGAGAUCCACCACAAGACAGAAUUCGGCUCCAACCUGACCGGCCACGGCUACCCUGACCCCAACUACCUGGACAAUGUCCUGACAGAGCUGUCUGCGCAGGGAGUCGGCGAGGACAACCUGAAGGACUGAUCUUGUCCUUAUACAAAGGAACCACAACCAACCAUGCAUUGCUGUCUGCAAGAAGACAGUGACACUGCAUGAUAGGUCAAAAUGCAGCCAAGAUCUCUGUAUUAUCCACAAACAAAAACACCCCGCAGAAGUGGUGGAGUAAGAGCAAUGGAAGCAAAAUAAAGGACAUGGCUCUAAUCCAUUUUUGAUAACUAUAAAUCUCCCCCCUGCUGUCUACUGAUCCAUGCCUAGAGCAUGCUGUGUUCAUGCCAAAUUUUCUCACAGGGAAAACGGUGUUUAGAAAAGGUGAGAUUUCUAUCCUGAUGUCAUUUGUUGCAGGUUAUCGAUUCAAACCGAAGCUGUUCCUCUGAACUUGGAGUAAAUAACAAGGGGCCAAAACUUAAAAAAAAAAAAAGAAGCAUAUUUAUAAAUGCUAAACUCCAGAAUGCAUGGCCCAGACUAAUGCUGCAAUGUUUUCAAUGUUGGGGGGACCUCUGCAAGAGACAAGCUGUCGAUAAAUCAGUUAUUGCUUGUUAUUGUGAAGAGAUUUGAGAAUUUCAGCAUUUUUAAUAAAUCCAAAAUUAUCAAGAAUGCUGAAAUUCCAAAUGCAUCAAUUAUUUAUUUUAAUCGUCUUUCUCUAAUAAUGAAUUAUUGUCCUGUAACAAAUGGUGAUACUUGAAAUUAUAAAUUUAACUAUAAAAGUGCAUCGAUAACAUUUCCCACUCCUGAAACUUACGGUCAGUUGUUCUGUCAAAUGGGAGUGUUUACCGUAGUGCAUGAAGUAGAAUCCAGAGCGGUAAAGGCUAUGAAAUAUUUAGUGUUUGGUAAUAAACGUAUGUUGUGAGGUUGACUUUGAAGACUGUCUCAGAGAGGAGGCGUGAAAUAGAUGAAACAAGCAUCUUACCAGCCAGUUUGAGGCUUGUUACGAGGUGUUGUUUCUUGAAGGGUUGAGGUUGUGAAGCAGAGGUUUGCCACGCUCCAAGGUUACACUCAUUUGUUUUGUUGACACACUGAUGACGCUGACCUCUGUGAAUAUAAAGCCUUCAUUAAUUUUCUCCUCGUUGAAGCGUAACCCAGCAAUGACAUGAUCCAUCAUGCUGGCCGUACAUGAGGGGCCAGUAUGUUGUUGCGUGCUCUGAGGCAUUCAUUUGCUGGCUUUCAGGAGAAAAGCUGAACACGCUCCUCACAGAUGGAUGUCCCUCUUUCAAACACCAACAGUUUGUCCCUGGAGACGCAGCUCGGGCAGCACUUCUGCUUGCCUGCAAUCUACAAGUCUCUAGUGAGCUUGUUUGCUGUAGGCAGAGCGCCGAGCUCCACUGCAUGUAUAGCCAGCAGUGAAACGUCUUAUUCCCAGUGCGAUCUCACACAGAGAUGUAAAGGCCAGUCCUGAUGUAUGGACUUGACCCUGCUCUUCUCCUCCUCAGCAGCAGAGCACUUCAUUUUAAGAACCAGGCAAUUGUUGGUCUAAUAUGUUGUUAGCUGGGUGCAAUUUUUUCCAAAGCUCUGUCUUUCCCCCUUUGGAUUUAAUGUCCUUGGUGUAGACUCUGAGAUAAAAGAUGGACCCAGUGCUGCAUAAUUCUCUGAUUCAUUUUGACGAGGACGGGUGUGGAUGUAGUGUUUCCUAAAGGCACCCAGCUGUGAGCUUAAUUUGGAGUAAAUCAUAGUCUUCCAGUGCACAUUGAGUGCAACAGUUUCAAUCAGUCGUUUUAUUUUAAGAAACAUAUCUUAAACUGCAGCUAAAUCUGUCUUUUUUUAGUCAAUGUUUAUAAGCUGGCUUGCAAUGCUUCAAAAAUAUAAAUAAUUUACAUUUGCAGAUCUUUAAAUUCAAGCUGAAUUUGAGUCGACGGUGUAAGUUUAAUUAUUUUUAUACUCUUCUGUAAAGAAAAUACAAAAACAUACUGACUGGCCGACAGAGGCCUAUCUAUACACAGGCACAUGUUGACAUGAAUACAUAAAAUCUGGCAAAGCCGGAUUUGUCAGUAUGUCAGGGACUGUUGAAAUAUGUACGACAUGUUAUGAACGUCUUAUAUUACAAGUAGUCUUAGCAUAUGCUGCUGUUGUUACCUUAAUGUAGAAUCGGUGUAGUUGACCUCAGUGGGACUCCAAUAAAUACAGUAAAUGUGUCUUUAUUAUCGGUGGGGGAGCUUUAGCAGCAUGAAGAUGGACGGCCGCCCCCCUCCCCCUCCCCUUUUCUACUUGACCAGAACAUGGGAAUGGAUGCAGUCAGCAAUCUUUGUGCAGUCCAAAGGUGAAAACAAAGAAUGCCUGGGUUAAUAAGAAGCUACAAAUGAUACUCAAUGAUUCUUAAUUUUUUUGCAUAGCAACACGCUUGUGUUAUCAUCCAAAUGUCAAUCUUCUGAAUUAAUUUCUUUAAGCCCUUUAACCUAAAUUUAAAUAAUCUUUUUACUGCUAACUCUAAAAUGAACCCUAUACAAUUUGUCCGAAGCUGGAACUAUUUUAGAUAUUGUACAUUGUGUUUGUGCGUUCCAUUAUUUGUCUAACAUCUAAACUAGCUAGUAUUCUUUACUACUGAGUUAAGAACAUAGUGAACUAGCUCUUUGAUAGUGAAACUCCUAUAAAAAAUCAACCAAUGUUGAGGCUAGUUAGCAAUGCAUGCUAGUUUGCUUUGACGGUUGCUGUAAAUAAGCUACAUAAAGGGUUCAAUUCUUUAUGAAAAACGUUUAACACUCAAGCUAGCUAGCAAUUCAUGCUAGUUAUUUAAGACUUGAGCUGUCGCUAAACUAUUUGAGUUCUUGAAAAAACAAACUUGUAAGCUAUCUGCAAUAGCUAGUUUGGAUUAGCUGUAAACAACUUAUUAAAAGGUUAAAAUCUUAGAGAAUUCGUUUUUUUUUUUUAGCUAGCUACAGAAUACGCUUGUUGGUUAGAUGUAAGCGAUAAAGCUAAUAAGAGUUCAAUUCUUCAUUAAAAUUAACAAACAUAUAAACUUGCCAGCAAUGCAUGCCAGUUGGCCUAGACAUUUGCUGUAAAAUAUUUUUAUGGGUUAAAUUCUUCAUUAAAAUUAAUUUACAUUUCAAGGGUGCUCGCAAUGUAGGCUAUUCUUGUUGGUCAGAAGUUGUCUGUAAAUUACACUCGAAGAAGCAAUCAACCACUUUGAUCGUUUCCUAAUCAUGAGCAAUAUAUAGGCCUACUACAGAAAGGGGAUUUGAACCAUUUUUCUAUGUCACUUAAACUUUUAGGCACAUCUGCAGGCUACAGAAAACGACAAACAAAUAUUUGUAUGCUUGAUAUAGACCCAGGUGUUAUCUUUGUUUGGCUUGUUCCAUCUCCUUCACAACCUUUUUGACUCCCUUUAUAUUACAGGACAGCAAAAGAUGAUGCUUCCAAUCUAUCAGGGAAUUUUUUCCACGUUAAGUAAAGUUACAUUAAAUAGAGGAAUCCAAUUAUUUGCUUCUUUGACUUUCUUUUCAAUGUGUCGGCCUUGUUGUAUGAAGGAUUAAGGCCGCUCAGACUUUUCAGGUGUGUACAGACUUAUAUAGGAAUGAUUCAUAAAACAUGGUUUGGUAUUUGUCUGAUUAAGAAAGAGAGAGAGAUGGUGUUUAUGCAAUUUACUAUUUUUAAGAUAAUAUAGGCCUACAUGGUGUAUGUGUAGCAACAAGGCUGUUUUUUGUUUGUUUAUAUGACAAUGGAUGUUUUCUUUAUGGGGUGACACCUACAGGUUUUUAAACAAAGGGGUUGCAACCCGAGGAUGUCCACAUGCUAUGUAUUAGAAAACAUAUAUUUUUUAUGUCUUUUUUUUAAUAAUGAUUGUCUCUAGAAGAUAUAUAACAUUGCUGUAUUACUCUUAUUAUGACCCAUUCCAUACCAUUUUCCAUUUGAUGAGAAGUGGGAUAAGAAUGAUUCACUUUUUCUUAACAUAUGAGGUAUUAACAGUUGUACUCUCACAGUUGUACUCUCUUGAAAUGAUACCAUAACUAUUUCUGUUGGUAUACUGUAUGUUUGUAUCUGUUCGUCUGUGUGAGUGUGUGUGUGUGUGAAUGUGUGCUGAGUGUGUGUCCAGCAAACAAAUCUUAGGUUCAUGUCCUUUAAAGAUACAGUAAUGUUCUCCUAGAGGUGCAUGUUAACCAAACUGUGAGCAGGUUAAUUGAUAAUGCAUAGCUUUUUGCGUCUGAAAACAUCAUAGCUUAUUUAGAAAUAUCACCCAAGUCUCCUUGGGAUUUAGCACUGUGGUUUUGCAUCUUUCUCCAGAUAGUUGGAAAGGUUUUUCCUCUUUCAGGUUUGAUUUAUACAGAUGGGGAAUGAGACAGCGUUUGGCUGCUCUCCUCACUGUUUCUACUUGUAAAACAUCUGAAUGUUUUGCAUUUUAAGUGCCCAUUUUAAUUGGCAUUUUCAAAUCAUGAGAUUUGUGGUUUGAUUUUAAGCUGUGUCUACAUAUUGCUAUUGAAAAUUGUCCACAAAGAGUAACUGAGAUAAACUAAAAGCAAGGUAUAGAGACAUUGAUUAAACUAUAAAGGGCUUCUUAAUCUAUCAGUCUUUAUUGAAUUGUGAUGACCUUGUUGCAUGUUUGUGUGUUUCUUGUGGAAAAAUAAAUGUGCCCUGGACAAGGGUAGUUUGUUUGA